AUGUCAGAUUUCCCUAAAGAAAGACUACAGCCUGACCAGCCACCAUUUUCAAAUGUUGGAAUGGACUAUUUUGGUCCUUUUCAGUUGAAACGAGGCAGGAGUACUGUUAAGAGAUAUGGAGUGACCUUCACCUGUAUGGUUUUACGUGCAGUUCAUCUAGAGAUGGCAUUUUCAUUAGAUACAGAUUCUUGUAUCAAUGCUAUACGUAGGUUUAUUGCAAGGAGAGGAAAACCAAACCUCAUUAGAUCAGACAAUGGAACUAACCUUGCUGGUGCCGAGAAGGAACUCAGAGAGGCGAUACAAGCAUGGAACUCAGACAAGAUUCACAAUCAGUUGUUGCAAAAAGGGAUCCAGUGCGAAUCUAAUCCACCUUCAGCUUCCCAUUUUGGAGGAUUCUGGGAAAGACUCAUACGAUCACAAGAGGAUGUCCUCUAUACAAUGAUGGAGUGGUACAGGCAGGAGACCAAGCUUUCAGACAAUGAGAUUCCUGAUGUUAGCUAUGUCAUUGAUGUUUGGAUCCAAGAGGAGGAAAAGAAAGAGGUUCAAGAAGACUCAAGUUCAAAACCCUUUCAAAGAAAGAAGAAGAAACCAUUAGCAGAAAGAAUUGCAGAGAGAGAAGCGGCUAAAGUGGCUAAGGAGGAAGAAGAGAAGAAGCAGAAUACACCACUGACAGCAGAGGAAGAAUUAACAGAAAAGUUACGCAGAGAGAAAAUUCAGAAAGAGGCAGAUUUGAAACUCGCCAAAGAAGCAUUUGGAAUUGAAGUCACGGGCAUUGAUGCAAUGUACCCGGAAACUGAAGAGGAAUACAACAAGUUUGAGGAAGCAUUGAAAACUAAAAUCUCAUUUUUUGAAAAAUCCAAAUAUUAUGUUCCAUUUUUAGAAAAGUUAUUCACCAAUUUAGCAGUGUCAUUAGAAAGUGAAGAUGUGAAAAGGAUUGGUGCCACACUUAACACAGUAUUUCAUGAAAAACAGAGACAACAAAAGGAACAGGAAAAGAAUUCGAAGAAAAAAGGCAAGAAAAAGAUUGUGAUAAAAGCGGAACGUGACAAUGACUUUGGUGACCUAGCAGCGGCCUCAACAGGAGAAUAUAACGAUUAUUACGACGAGGACUUUAUAUAACGUCAAGUGAAUUCAUAAUGAUGGAAGUUUUAUUUACAAGCGGUGUUCAACAUCACACCUGACUGUUCUGAUGGAUUGAGUAAAUCAACAAAACUGGUCUUCUGCAAAGAAGUUGUGUAUGCCUUGAGUAAAAUUGUAUUUAUUGAUGAUUCAGUCAUUCAAUUUCCUGAAGGAGUUACUUUCUUUUAUUAAGAAAAUGUACUGUUGAUAUUUUCAUGAAAUGAAUAAAUUUGUAAAGAAAGUUUGGAACCCUCUUCAACAAUGCUGCUGUAUGCUUUGCUUUGUUUUGUUUAAUUCCUCAAAAAAUAGUAUUUUCUUCUUUGUUAAAGAAAUGUUGAAUGGAUCCUGUAACAUUGCAUAGAUUUUGUCAUGAAGAACUAUAAUGAAGUUUUAUUUCACAAAUGAU
Messenger RNA from Ostrea edulis (European flat oyster), 1525 nucleotides. Its product is annotated as eukaryotic translation initiation factor 3 subunit J-A. Gene Ontology annotation, cellular component: cytoplasm; eukaryotic translation initiation factor 3 complex. Gene Ontology annotation, biological process: DNA integration. Bases 1 to 1119 code for a protein of 372 amino acids. The record is from RefSeq and is a predicted model, not a curated record. The transcript is spliced from 9 exons. Gene Ontology annotation, molecular function: translation initiation factor activity. NCBI's taxonomy places the organism in Eukaryota, Metazoa, Mollusca, Bivalvia, Ostreida, Ostreidae.